AUGAGCACCGACAGGUGGCCGGAGGACAGCACUGAGGGAGAUGCUGGGAGAGCAGCGUGGACGCCCACGGCCAGAGAUGCUUUCAAAGGCAUUUCCAUAUACUUCUCCAAGGAAGAAUGGACAGAGAUGGGAGAAUGGGAAAAAAUCCGAUACAGGAAUGUGAAAAAGAACUAUGAAGCACUCAUUACUCUAGGUCUCAGAGCCCCUCGGCCAGCUUUCAUGUGUCGCCGCAGGCAGGCCAUCAAAGCCCAGGUGGGUGACCCUGAGGAUUCUGAUGAAGAAUGGACUCCAAGGCAGCAAGUUAAACCUUCUUGGGGGGCCUUCAGAGUGGAGCACAGUAAACACCAGAAGGUAAUGCCCCCGGUGCCAUUAAGUAAUGGAUCUAGUUUGAAGAAAUUGCCAGGAGCAGCGCAACUGCAGAAGGCAAGUGGCCCUGCACAGGCCCAGAGCCCAGCGCCCCCUCCCGGAGCAGCAAGCACCUCUGCAUGGCACACGAGACAAAAGCUGGAACGCAGGACAAAGCAGAUUGACGUGAAGAUGUAUAGCCUACGAGAAAGAAAGGGCCACGUGUACCAGGAGGUCAGCGAGCCCCAGGACGACGACUACCUCUAUUGUGAGAAGUGCCAGAACUUCUUCACCGACAGCUGCGCUGCCCACGGGGCCCCCGCAUUCGUGAAGGACAGCGCGGCAGAGAAGGGGCGGCCCAACCGCUCAGCCCUCACGCUACCCCCUGGAUUAAGUAUCAGACCGUCAGGCAUCCCUGAGGCUGGGCUUGGAGUAUGGAACGAGGCAUCCGAUCUGCCGUUGGGUCUGCACUUUGGCCCCUAUGAGGGCCAGAUCACAGAGGAUGAAGAGGCUGCCAACAGUGGAUACUCCUGGCUGAUCACCAAAGGGAGAAACUGCUACGAGUAUGUGGAUGGAAAGGACACAUCCUGGGCCAACUGGAUGAGGUAUGUGAACUGCGCCCGGGACGAGGAAGAGCAGAACCUGGUGGCCUUCCAGUACCACAGGCAGAUCUUCUACCGAACCUGCCGGGUGGUCAGGCCGGGCUGUGAGCUGCUGGUCUGGUACGGGGACGAGUACAGCCAGGAGCUCGGCAUCCGGCGGGGCAGCGGAAGCUUCCUCUUUCAGCAGACCCAAAGCCCAACAUCCAUCCAUGUGGCUCCUGCUCUCUGGCCUUCUCCAGUCAGAAAAUCCUCAGCCAACACGUGGAAUGCAGUCACCCGUCUCAGGUCCUCCCGAGAACAUCUGCAAGAGACCGCGUACAACCAGAGGAUCCCUGCCCAGGCUAUCAAAAUUGGCAGCAGCAAUAUUCUGACCCACACAGCUGGAGUAACAUACCUGAAUAUCAAGAGGUCAAGGAAAGGUCCAAACCUUUGCUGA
Messenger RNA from Lipotes vexillifer (Yangtze River dolphin), 1383 nucleotides. RefSeq names its product PR/SET domain 7 (gene PRDM7). Gene Ontology annotation, molecular function: protein binding; histone methyltransferase activity. Gene Ontology annotation, cellular component: nucleus. The coding region runs from base 1 to 1383 and encodes 460 amino acids. Gene Ontology annotation, biological process: regulation of DNA-templated transcription. The transcript is spliced from 10 exons. NCBI's taxonomy places the organism in Eukaryota, Metazoa, Chordata, Mammalia, Artiodactyla, Lipotidae. The record is from RefSeq and is a predicted model, not a curated record.